UAUAAUUCUCUUAUAUCUGUACAAUACGGUACGUACUGCAUUUAUGUUACAGGAAAGGGAUUACGAGGAAAUUUGGGGAAAAUAGCAUACGUUGAAAAAUGGGUAUCAACAAUUACACCAAUAACUGCUGGAGAAACAACAUUCAAUAUUACAUUUGAGUGGCAUGACAAUUUUGGUGUUCCUGGUGCUUUUAUCAUCAAAAAUCAUCAUCAUAGUCAGUUUUACCUCAAAACUGUAACACUAGAUGUUCCUGAACAUGGCCCAGUACAUUUUGUCUGCAAUUCUUGGGUUUACCCUGCUCAUCGUUACAAAUACAAUCGCGUCUUCUUCUCUAACAAGACCUAUCUUCCGUAUGAGACGCCAGAAGCAUUACGCAAAUAUAGGGAAGAAGAGCUUGUGAAUCUACGAGGUGAUGGAAAAGGCGUGCUCAAAGAAUGGGACAGAUUAUAUGAUUACGAUUACUACAAUGACUUAGGAUUGCCUGACAAGGGGAAAGAGUAUGCGCGUCCUGUUCUUGGGGGCUCGAGUGAAUACCCUUAUCCACGGAGAGGGAAAACAGGCCGUAAACCAACAAAAACUGAUCCAAAUACAGAAAGUCGACUGCCUCUUCUUAGUCUUGAUAUAUAUGUUCCAAGAGAUGAGCGGUUUGGACACAUCAAAUUUUCAGAUUUUCUGGCAUACGCCUUGAAAUCUCUUGUCCAGAUAUUACUACCAGAGCUGAAAUCCGUAUGUGAUAAAACGCCAAAUGAGUUUGUCUCAUUCGAAGAUGUCAUUAAUCUCUACAAAGGAGGUUUCAAGCUACCAGACGGAGCACUCACGAAACUCAAAGAUAGGGUCCCAUGGGAAAUGCUCAAGGAACUUAUCCGAAGUGAUGGUGAACAUUUUCUCAAAUUCCCUAUACCUGAUGUGAUCAAAGAGGAUAAUUCUGCUUGGAGAACUGAUGAGGAGUUUGGUCGAGAAAUGUUAGCUGGAGUGAAUCCUGUUCUCAUCAGCCGUCUUGAAGAAUUUCCUCCAAAGAGCAAGCUGGAUACAAAACUCUAUGGUGAUCAAAACAGUAAAAUAACAAGGGAGCACAUAGAAAAGAACAUGGAUGGAUACUCUACUGAUAAAGCAAUUAAAAGCAACAGGUUGUAUAUAUUAGAUCAUCACGAUACUUUAAUGCCAUAUCUAACAAGGAUAAACUCUACCCCUACAAAGACGUACGCGACAAGGACAAUCCUCUUUCUGAAGUAUGAUGGUACACUGAAGCCAUUGGCAAUCGAACUCAGCUUGCCUCAUCAACAAGGUGAAAAACAUGGUGCUGUUAGUCAAGUUUAUACUCCUGCCGAAGAGGGUGUUGAAGCCUCAGUGUGGCAAUUAGCUAAAGCCUACGCGGCUGUCAAUGAUUCUGGCACUCAUCAGCUCAUAUGUCAUUGGUUGUACACUCAUGCUAUAAUAGAACCAUUUAUAAUUGCAACUAAUAGACAGUUGAGUGUUAUUCACCCAAUUCACAAGCUUUUGCAACCCCAUUUCCGCGACACAAUGAACAUUAAUGCCUUGGCUAGGCAAAUCCUCAUCAAUGCUGGUGGAGUAUUGGAAAGAACAGUCUUCCCAGCAAAAUAUGCAAUGGAAAUGUCUUCAUUUAUAUACAAAAGUUGGAUUUUCAAUGACGAAGCACUUCCUGCUGAUCUCCUUAAACGAGGGGUAGCAGUUGAGGAUUCCAACCAACCUCAUGGUCUGAAGCUAUUGAUCGAGGAUUAUCCAUUUGCAGUUGACGGGCUAGAAAUCUGGUCUGCAAUUGAGACAUGGGUAAAUGACUACUGCUCUUACUACUACCCAACAGACAACCUAGUAGAAAAAGAUCCUGAGCUUCAAUCGUGGUGGAAAGAAAUCCGCUAUGAGGGCCAUGGUGAUAAGAAAGAUGAACCAUGGUGGUCGGAAAUGAAAACCAGGCAUGAUCUUACAAACACAUGCACAAUCAUCAUAUGGGUUGCUUCUGCACUCCAUGCUGCUGUCAAUUUUGGACAGUAUCCUUAUGCAGGAUACCUCCCAAACCGGCCUACUGUAAGCAGGCGAUUCAUGCCUCAGCCAGGCACUCCAGAAUAUGCUGAACUCGAGUCUGAUCCUGAGAGAGCCUUUCUGAAAACAAUAACAGCUCAAUUUCAGACACUCCUCGGUGUUUCAUUGAUUGAAAUUUUGUCGCGUCACUCUACAGAUGAGAUCUACCUUGGGCAGAGGGAUAGCCCUGAGUGGACUUCUGAUGCUGAACCACUAGCGGCAUUUCAGCGAUUUCAGAUGAAGCUAUCAGAUAUUGAAAAGAAUAUCACAGAAAGGAACAAUGACAAGAAAUUGAAAAAUCGACAGGGACCGGUUAAAGUUCCAUACACUUUACUGUAUCCAAACACAUCAGAUUACUCCAAAGUUGGGGGACUUACAGGUAAAGGAAUUCCGAAUAGCAUCUCAAUAUGAAGUUGCACAAUAUUUGAUUUCGAGUUUGAGGCUGUAUAUCAUUAGUCUUUGAAUAUGUAUAUCUAUUGUGUGAUACCUUUACGCUUUGUUUGGAUAGCAAAGAAGGAAAGAAAAGAAGGGGAGGGAGAAUGGAGGAAGGGAAGGGAAAAGAAAGGGAGGGGAAGGUGAGCUCCAUUUUCCCUCCAAAUCUCUCCAAUUUUGGAGAGAUUAUGGUUAUUAUAGAGAGAGGGAAAAUAGAUCCCUCCCUCUCCUUCCCCUUCCUUCCCCCCAAUCUUUUAUCCAAACAAGAGAUUUUGUCCCCCUCCAUUUCUCUUCUCUUCUUUUCCUUUCAUUUAUUCCUAUCCAAACAAAGUGUUAAGUAUUAGUAGCUAUAAAGAUUUUAUAAUUGUGAUUGAAAUCUUGUGUAUAAGAUAUGGCUUUACAGUUUUACACUUUUCCUGGUGGAAUUUCUAUUUACUUGUUUCCAUUUGUUAAUUGUGUCUUGAAAUCAAUGAUAAAUAUCAAUGAGUUGACUUCAAAAGCACAUAUCUCUCAAUCUAUAAAUGAUUUCAAGUUAAUUUAGGUUGGAGUUGAAAGUUUAUCUCAAUAACUUUCCAACGAUUGAUGACAUACCCAUCAAUAAAAGAGAAAAAAAUUUAAAAAUUUAAAAUAAAAAGGGAGAAAGAGUUAUGGCUGUUUUACAAAGAUCAUAAUUGUUGAAACUGAAAAGCCUUUGCCGUAAAGUUUACCCGAACUUUCAGUUUCUAUUUUCGUCCCAAUUUGUUUAUUGGAAAAUUUGUCAAAAAUAACACCACUUUUCAUCGGUCAUCUAAGAAUAGAACGACCUUUGGAUUAUUUCAAAAUUAAACAACCUUUGACGCACAUCCGCCCAAAAUAUAACAAAAACAUGUAACUUGUUUUACAUGUUAUAUUUGGCAUGUGUCCAUGUGUGAUUGGUUGAAAAAAAAAAAUUUAUUUUAACAUUUUUUUAAAUAAUAAUAAUUUUAAAAAAAAAAAAACUUAAAUUAAAAAAACUUAAAACUAAAAUAAGCUGAAUUUUUUUUAAAAGAAAAAACCCCUCUCCUUAUUGACAGCAACACCACCACCGCCGCCGGCGGCCAGAGUCCUCUACUCGGCGCCGGCGGUGCCCCAUCCUGACCACCCCUUCCCCUGAACCACCUUCCCCCACCCAAAAACCCCUCUCCCUCCCUCAAAAAACCUCAUCUCCCACCAAAAGUAGCCCAAACCUAUUUCCCAUUUCCCUCGACGCCCCGCAAGCCGUCUCCACCCCAUUUCCCAAGCGCCAAAUGAUGCAAUGACGCCGCUGAGCUACUAUUCUCACUCUCAAAAUUAAACCACCAAAUCGAAUCAUGGGAUGAACAUUGUAAAACUCUCGAUUUUUUGACGAGGGCUAGAUAUUUGUGGGUAUUUCAGAGGAGAGAGAAAGCUUGAAUGAAAGAAGAAUUGGAAGAAGAAGAUCUUCAAGCUAUAUUCAGGCGCCGUGGUAGGAGGCUCUGGCCGCCGGCGUUUAAGGGGAGGACUCGGUGAUGGAGGUGGCUGCAGCGGGGAGAGGGAAUUUUUUUUAUUUAAUUUAUGUAUUUUUUUUUAAUGUUAAGUUUUUUUUAAAAAACAAUAAUGUUAAAAAAUAUUGACCAAUGACAUUAUGACACGUGUCACUAGUAACCUAUUUAAUAGGUUACCAACCGGUAGAGGUGUCCACCGUGCGAGUCGUGCGAGCUGGGUUAGGGUUAGGUGGGUCGCGGGUUGGGG
Messenger RNA from Chenopodium quinoa (quinoa), 4197 nucleotides. RefSeq names its product probable linoleate 9S-lipoxygenase 5. The annotation marks the transcript as partial. The record is from RefSeq and is a predicted model, not a curated record. The transcript is spliced from 8 exons. Gene Ontology annotation, biological process: lipid oxidation. Lineage: Eukaryota; Viridiplantae; Streptophyta; Magnoliopsida; Caryophyllales; Amaranthaceae. Gene Ontology annotation, molecular function: protein binding; metal ion binding; oxidoreductase activity, acting on single donors with incorporation of molecular oxygen, incorporation of two atoms of oxygen.